AUGGCAACUUGCAAAGGCCUGAGGAAUAUGAAAACCGUCGUUCUGACGGGCUAUGUUGAGGCGCUACCACUGCCGAAAACCCUUGCCCCUUCAGUCCAAUAUGUACAAGUAUCCGUUGUUGUCAAACGCUCAAUGCUCUCCAAAAUGAGCACUGGAGGGGCCACUGAGCACAAUAACCUUGACCAAGAAGAACACGCAGGGCUUCCCCGAAAACAGCCCAAGGCAACAACUACCGGCAUGUCGAAUAGUAAGGAUGAAUGCGCCAGCAUUCCCAGCUCUAAUCCAUCGCCAGCCCCCAUUGCCAAAUGCAAACCCAUGACUCCGAGCCGCAGUGGCUGUCUGAUGGGCGUCACCAAUGCAAAUUUUCGACCGGUCCCUGAAAGGACACCACCAAGUUACGAAGGGCUCAGGCUCCAGACUGCCAGGGCAAUACGGAACUCUCGUGCUGUAUUUCCUCCAUUCUGCUCCCAACUGGUGGUGUUCACAAAUAGCAAAUCCGCCAUGCUAAAGUUCCCCAGGCUGGAUAUUCGGUCCAACUGUCUGCGUGUCAAUUGUGAAUUGCGAUUGCCCCAUACAGAACAGGUCGCUGGUUUUCUCAGCCCCGAGGAUCUGGAGAUUUGGGUUCUCCCCAAUUGCAUUACCAUGACGAUGAACAGACAUACACCAUCCAAGGUAGAUUGGGUAACCGUAUCUCCGAAUAUUACGCCUAGAACUGUAAAAUCACGACGAAAGGGUUCGGCGGAGCGAACCAUGUUUUGUGGACCUGUAAGCGAAGCUCACCAUGGAUCCAUUUUUGUCAACGAAAAAGGAUUAACCGACGAGAACUUAACCUUUGACAUGGAAGUGGCCGAGUCUCAUCGUGAGAGCGACUGUUUUCGUGUCGGAGAAAUCAAAACGCCAACAACUGAGCCACCACAUGUCCGUCGAAUACACAUCUGA
Histoplasma capsulatum G186AR is the source of this 939-nucleotide messenger RNA. RefSeq lists its product as uncharacterized. The transcript is spliced from 7 exons. The coding region runs from base 1 to 939 and encodes 312 amino acids. Lineage: Eukaryota; Fungi; Ascomycota; Eurotiomycetes; Onygenales; Ajellomycetaceae. The record is from RefSeq and is a predicted model, not a curated record.